UGUGAUUUGAUCUUUCGAGGUCAAAUAACCUGACUAAUAGUUAGGGCUGUUUGCUGUUUUAAUGAAGUUAAAUGGAUGAUAAAUCUUGCGAGGCCCAAAGGCUGCAAAUGACUUUGGCUGAUAAAGGUUCUGUGUUUUCAUCCGAUGAGAUACAAGAUGUCUUGGGGGUCCUCAGAGAGGUCCCUUUAAAGCUGAUAAUAACAAACGUUCCGUCUGAAGUUUUCAAGUACAGUAUUGCACAGGAUUCUUUCGAAGCACUGUUCAAUGCCUUUGAUAGUCAGUCGAAAUUCGUAUACCUUCCAAGCUUUCAAAGAGUUUUGAUCUAUAUGAACAGGCCAGAAGCUGCGUUGUUGGCACGUUUACAGACACAGGGCUGGAAACUUCCUGAACAUAUUUAUGCUAGUAUCCCAGAUAGUUCAAAGCAUAAAAAUGAUGAUGGAAUCAGUUGUUAUAUUGGAAAUUUUGGUGAUAGUGUCGAUUCAGAUGAAAACGAUGAGGAUGAAGAAGAGUGUGACUGUUGUGAAAUUCUUGAGGGUUCUGUUAGUGAUAAUGAUGAAUACCUAGAGGACAAUGAAACUGAAUAUUUUAAAGAAAAUUCAGAUUCUCAGACAGCUUCAGCAGGCAACAGUGGAUUGUCAUAUCGAGAUAUCAGCGAAAUAAGUUCAGUCCAUUCACUUGAAUCUACUGUUUCACCCUCUGUGCCUUUACAAGGUGUCAGGAGUGGUGGUAGUUUCGGCAGUCAAAAAGAGUUGACUGCAGGUCGGACUGGAAGUACUUCUGAUUUCGAAAGUACAAGUGAAGCUUCUGGUGACCCCAAUACGAUCACGCCGUCAUCUGUUAGUGAUGGACAUGUCCGACGCAUACUCUGUAAGCAUGGCAAGAACAAGCGUCGUCGUGUACUUAGUUCAAUGAAGCACUUAGCCCCACCAAAACCCUCUCGGUUAUUUCUACUUUCUCCGCCUUCUUCACCUCCUGUUGGCUGGGAGCCGAAACCAGAAUGUGAACCUGUCAUCAAUUAUGAACUUUUACAAGCCUUAGCAUCAUUAGCACCAGGGGAAACAUUUGAACUGCAUCCACGUGAUCAAGAGAAUCGUCAUCCCAGUAUUGUUAUCACACCAUGUGAAACUGAUUCAGCAUGCAAUAAAAGCGGUACAAAGCUUCAAAUUGUACAAACUAGAUGCCCCGAUCGUAAAUAAUGACAAAAUGGAUGAUAAUGGUGAUGUCCUACAAUAGUGUUGUGAUGAAUACAAGAAAGCGAUAUAUUACCGUCGACGUCUUUCGAUAAAUUAUAUCUACAUGGAUGAAUGCAUAUUCAUACACAAUACACAUGAUAUAAUAUAUAAAUUUUUCAUUUUUCACUAUUUCUUUAAACAGGCAAAAGUGUACCCUUCAUACACAACAUGAGUAUCUGUAUGAAAUUGACCGGUUAUAUAAAUUGCUUAAAUACAUCCGGAUACUCUUGGUUGUAUUGUGUUCUCUGAGCUGGGUUGUUUACUCGUGAAGCUUUCGUCGUCUUUUUGGACGACAUUAGCAGCACCAACUUCAGUAUGAAGAGGAUGAAAGCUUCACGAUUAAACAACCCGGCUCAGAGAACACAAUACAACCAGAACUAUCCAUCUGAACUACAAAUAUUCUCCAUUAUUUCAACAUCUGGAUACUUUUACACCAUCCCUUUCUGCGUAUUUCUAUUUCUCAGGUCCCCCCCCCCCACUCUUACAGGAAGUGAUUAGAAGUGUUAAGUGUAUUCUCGUUUGUUUCAUAUUUUCCCCUGACAGUAUUCAGCCUUUAUUUUGUGUUAACCUACUCAAGGUGCUACUAUUUGAAUGAAUAUUUUUCUGUUUUUUGUUUUCUAUCUUGUAACGACUACUACUACUACUACUACUACUACUACUACUACUACUACUAUCACCGUCACUAGUGAAACAGUGAUACAGUAUUAAGUGUAUAUUUCUGUUUUAUAGCUACUCCUGGUCAUGAUCUCUUUGAAUAAUGUCCUAACACUACUUUUGAUUGUAACAUCUUUUUCAUCAUUGUCAUAACAAGGUAGUUUGUGUUAUAGUUAGUUAUCUUGGAUGUGUCUGCCUCUUUGCAUUAUUAUUCUUUCCUGUUUUCUCUUUUUUUUCCUUUUUAGUCAUUGUUUAUGACUAUUAUCAUACUCAAGGUUGUUUUUUUUUCUUCACGUGUACAUGUUUACUGCUUCGGUUGAGUGAGUAAUUUUGAUAAUUAAGGAAUAUGACAACAGCUAAGUGAUAAACUUAAUGUCAUUAUUCAACUUGAAGAAUUGCAUUUCUUCCUAUUAUUAUUAUUAUUAUUAUUACUUCCACCGUUUAUGUUGUUUUCAUCCUUUCAAUCUUCCCAUAUGCAUUCACACUUGAAUAACUCUUAUGAUUUAUUUCGUUAUAUUCAAUGCAAAAGCUGUUUUUCUUCUUUAUGAUUUCGAAAUAUAUCUGAUGUUAUUUUUCGUCUUC
This is a messenger RNA of Heterobilharzia americana, 2468 nucleotides long. Lineage: Eukaryota; Metazoa; Platyhelminthes; Trematoda; Strigeidida; Schistosomatidae. The record is from the annotation of a GenBank genome assembly.